GGAAAGGUGUGCGAAUGGGGUCUUGCGCUGGCGGAAGUCGUCUAUUCGCAGUCCCGCAAGGCUUGUGCUUCUACAGUUUAUGACCACACUCCAAGGCAGGAGGCGUCGUGAAUUUCAGCGACAUCGGCGGCCCAGACAACGAGCAGUUGUGGCAGUUGAUCGACAAUUAUCGGGCCUACUACCCCGAAUUUCCCGAAGGCCUUAGGCGAUUUAUCAAUUCGCUGUGGCGCGAAGAUCCGCUCCAGCGUCCAUCGUUCGGGAAGCUGGAGAGGGCCAUGGGCGGCGACCGCGACGUCCUGGAGCAGUUCCCGGGUCUUGAGUGGCUGGCCGAGCCCGUAAACGACGAGCUCGAGUUCAUCGACGAGCUGCGUCGCAGCCGCCCCAACCUGGUGUUCAGGGGCGCCUCCGGGAACGCCACCGAGCCCGCCGGGGCGGCGAGCGCGGGCGCGCCUGGGGCCGCCGCCGCCGCCGCGGAGCCGGGUGGCGAACCGCGCCUGGAGCCAGCCGCCGGGGAGGGCGCCGGGACGGAGGGCGCGGCCAGCGCGGCCUGCGGCGCAGCCGCGCCGGGUGCCCGGAGGUGGUGACGUGCCCGCCGGCGCCGCGCAUGCGCACCCCGCGCGCGCGGCCCGAAAAGAGGCCCCGCCGCGGGCCCAGGGCGAGGGCCCCCUCCCGCUGCUUGCGCCCCGCCGCCCCCCCCUGCUCUGC
Prorocentrum cordatum is the source of this 705-nucleotide messenger RNA. The record is from the annotation of a GenBank genome assembly. Lineage: Eukaryota; Dinophyceae; Prorocentrales; Prorocentraceae.